Messenger RNA from Stegostoma tigrinum, 3112 nucleotides. RefSeq names its product transmembrane protein 169b (gene tmem169b). The coding region runs from base 283 to 1176 and encodes 297 amino acids. The transcript is spliced from 3 exons. The record is from RefSeq and is a predicted model, not a curated record. NCBI's taxonomy places the organism in Eukaryota, Metazoa, Chordata, Chondrichthyes, Orectolobiformes, Stegostomatidae.
CCAACACUCGCUUCCGUGACGUCACUUCCUAGAUGAGGGAGCGGAAGCCGCGCGGCGCCAUGUUGGUAAAGGAGAGGCCCGCCGAAUACUACUCCUCACAAGUCCCGGUCUUGACAGCCCACCCCGGAACUGAAUGUUUAUCCGGAAUCGCUGCAGUAGGAGGGUCUAGAGGCUGAGAGAGAAAGGAGGCCUAAAGCAUGUGCAAGCCAGGUUGUGACAUCAUUAUGGGAAGCAAUAAUGCCUUGUCUAUAAUGUGACUUGACAACUGAAGUUUACACCAAGAUGCCUCAAAACAACAUCAGCGUGGAGCAAACAGCUCAUGGGACCCACCAAAGUUUGCCACACAAAGGUGUGCACAUGACUGGGAUAUAUGAAAAGGAAGGUGAAGCUACCAUGGAGCGGAAGAAGAAAAAGAAGAAAGAGCCAAGACCAGAGUCAAUUAUUAUCUAUCGCACAGGAGGCGAGAAGAUGGAAGAAGACCAGCAUGACCCAGACACCACAGCCAAGAUCACAGAGGAGCAGACUAACUUUCUGUGUCCUCCUAGUGUAGAAGGUGGCUGGAGCAUACCUACUGACAGCAGAUAUGUGACACUAACUGGCACAAUCACCCGUGGCAAGAAGAAGGGGCAGAUGGUGGACAUCCAUGUAACAUUAACUGAGAAAGAGCUCCAGGAACUAGCAAAGUCAAAGGAGCCUCUACAACCUGAAGAAAAAGGCACAAAAAAAGCAUGUGAUGUAGGACUGUAUCAAGGUCCUCAUGUUGUCAUAUGGAGCCUACUGUGUGCUCCAGUGGUCUUUGUGUUGUCCUUUGUCAUGUCCUUUUAUUAUGGGACCAUCACCUGGUAUAACAUUUUCUUGGUUUACAAUGAGGAACGUUCCUUCUGGCAUAAGAUUAUAAUUUGCCCCUUUCUGAUUAUUUUUUACCCACUGCUAAUUGUAGCAAUGUCUGUAUCCCUUGCUGUGUACACAACCGUGACACAGAUAUCAUGGUCAUUUGGUGAGUGGUGGCAAGCAGUGCGAGACUUAGAGAAAGGUUUCUGUGGCUGGUUGUCUGGGAAACUUGGACUGGAGGAUUGUUCCCCAUACAGCAUUGUGGAGCUGCUGGACUCGGACAAUGUUUCAGGUAGUCUGUCCAGUAAGACAGCACCAGCGGGGGAGCAGACAUCUGCUGUCUAGAGAAUGCUGAUCGAGAGAGGAGGAACCUGACUGUAGAAACUGCUUAGGGCUUUGCACUCAACCACUUUUAUCUUUCUUUUCAUUCACUCUGUCCUUGUAAUGUUGCUUGACUUUAUAGUAUUCAGAUGCACGUAACUAAUGUCUACUUUUAGGAAGAAAUUUGAGCUUUUUAGAUCAAGGUACAUAACCACUUUAGACUCAUAUUUCAGCUGAUUCGUGGGAAGCUUGUUUGCUUUUCAUCAAUUCCCAUUAUUACUCAGCUUCUGGCUCUAGAACACCCCAGUAUGAACUAUCACACUCUUUCCUUAAUUAAGGGUCUGACCCUCCUCUGCUGCAAGCAGUUGCAAAUAAUGGUUUCAGGUGAAAUGGGGAAGAAUUACUAUUUAACUUAUUUAUUUAUUUUAAUGUCUGAAGGUGCUGGCCUGUGCCAUAAUGAGCUGGGUACUUGCUGCGAAAAUUGAGCAGCUUAUUUGCAAAUCCUAAAACGCCUUAAAGGUUGAUGGGAAAUGAGCAGGGUUUACUACAGUUUUUUUUUGAAUGAGCUGUGAAUAUACUGCUGAGUAACUGCCCAUGUUAAUUAUAGUUCAACCAUAACUGUAGGCCUAAUUGAAGAGAAAUCACUACUGCUGGGAUAUAGUUUUAUUUCAUGGUUAAAUCAACAAGACAGAGCUAAAGGGAUGUAACUCUCUUAUCCAUAGAUUCUUUACAAACAUAGUUUAACCAUAGACUUUAAUAUUUCAGGAGAUCUUAAGGUCUUGACACACCAUUUAAUGUUUAAAAAAUUAAUCUGAAGGUUAUCACAUUCAGGACACUAGCUAAUCAGUAACAGAACAAAGCUAAUUUAUAUCAUUUCAGUAGAAUCUUCAAUCUUACAUCAUUAAAGCUAUAACUGAGUUUUAUUUGAUAAUGCAACUGAACACCAUUCCAUGUUCAAGAUGUAUAUCAUGCAGAUUGAACUAGGUUAACUUUCCUAUGCUUCAAGUUUGAGCCUUGCAUUAAGCAUACCAUUUGGUGGUCAUGAGUAUGUAACUCCUCAAUUGGUACAAAAUUGUGGAGGGAACAAUUUGUUUAUCUCCUACAGUGCUCUGUUUUCAUGUACAGUUUGGCUACAGCAGAUUGUCACAUUAUGUCAUUCCUGCAUCUUAAUUAACUGCUCUCUUUUGACUUUAAAGCCGGUAAUAUAUCCUUAUGUCUGUACUGAGCUGUCUGAUUUUAUAUUACUGUCAAUGCUCCAAAGAAAACAAUCCCAGUCUAGUCAAUCUUUCUUCUUGAAUAAAGCCCCCUAAACCCCAGAAAACAUCUUGAUAAGUCACCUCUACACCCUCUCCAAUGCAACUGCAUACCUCUAAUAGCAUGGGUCAGAAGUGACACCAUACCAGCUCUUAAACUCUAUGCCUGGUCUGAUAAAGGCAAGUAUGCCAUGCCUUCUUAACCACUCUAUUCACUAGUUCCACUGGCUUAAGAGGUCUGUGAACAUGCACACCAAGGAUCCUUUUAUACUCGACCCUUCUCAGGGUCCUGUUGCUCAUAACAUAAUCCCUUGCCUCAUUUGUCCUGCCCAGCUGCUUUGAUUCACACUAGUCAAGGUUGAAUUCGAUUUGCCUCUGACCAGCCCAUAUGACCAGCCAGUCCCCCUGUAAUCUAAGGGUACCAACGUCACUAUUUACACCCCAGCAUCUAUAGCAUCUUUUGUUAAAUGAUUUGUGGCUGAGCCCAGUACUUUUAAAAUGCUAGCUGCAUGAAAAUUAGUAACAAAAGAUAUGGGGAGUAUUUUUUAUAUGUUCAUAGGAUGUGGGUAUCAUUGACUAGGCUAAUAUUUAUUUGACAUCCCUCACCAUCUUCUAUUCAUCACCAUCAACUGCUGCUGUGUUUGUGUGGGGGUGCUGGUAGUGGUGAUAUCAUUAAAAGCCAACUUGGCAUGUGGCUUGAAAGAUAA